Messenger RNA from Oryzias melastigma (Indian medaka), 4669 nucleotides. Its product is annotated as integrin alpha-6. NCBI's taxonomy places the organism in Eukaryota, Metazoa, Chordata, Actinopteri, Beloniformes, Adrianichthyidae. The transcript is spliced from 25 exons. Gene Ontology annotation, biological process: cell-matrix adhesion; cell adhesion mediated by integrin; integrin-mediated signaling pathway. Gene Ontology annotation, molecular function: integrin binding. Gene Ontology annotation, cellular component: external side of plasma membrane; integrin complex. The coding region runs from base 119 to 3373 and encodes 1084 amino acids. The record is from RefSeq and is a predicted model, not a curated record.
GUCAGUGGGAGGGACGGUUACUUUAUAACACCCCCCAGCAGAACCUCAUGUGCACUCUGCUUCUGCAACGCCAGGAACUCACCUUCCUUCUCUCAGACCAGGGAGGUUUACCAGACGAAUGGAGGGCGGACUGUGGCUGCUCACCUGCCUCGUUUUGUGCUGCAGGAGACUCUCAGCUUACAACCUGGACACCGAGAAUGUCCUGCGGAAGGACGGGGAGCCGGGGAGCCUUUUCGGCUUCUCUCUCGCCAUGCACCGGCAGCUAAGUCCGGAGGAUAAGACCAUGCUGCUGGUUGGAGCCCCACAGGCAGCAGCCUUAAGCAAGCAAAUAUCCAAAGUGACUGGAGGACUCUACAACUGUGACAUGGCAUCAUCUUCCAAGAGUUGCACGAGAAUUAUCUUUGACAAUGACGAGAAUCUAAAAACAGAAAGCAAAGAAAACCAGUGGAUGGGUGUAACCGUCAGCAGCCAAGGACCAGGUGGCAAGAUUGUGACUUGUGCUCAUCGGUACCAGCGAAGAACCAACGUUGGAACAAAGCUCGAGUCCCGUGACAUCAUUGGCCGUUGCUACGUGCUCAGUCAGGACUUAACCAUUAAAACCAGUUCACAGGAAGAUGGUGGUGACUGGCAUUUUUGUGACGGCAGGCUCAGAGGUCAUGAAAUGUUUGGCUCCUGCCAGCAGGGUCUCUCAGCUGUGUUUGAUAACGACUACCACUACUUCAUCUUCGGGGCUCCUGGAGCUUACAAUUGGAAAGGUAUUGUUCGCCUGGAGCAAAAUAACUACACCCUUGUAAGAAUGGGGAUCUUUGAUGAUGGGCCAUAUGAAGUAGGAGAUGAAAAGGAAAAGGACCUUACACGGGUUCCUGCUCCUCCCAACAGCUACCUUGGGUUCUCUUUGGCCUCAGGGAAGAGGUUGACUACGAAAGGCAGUCUGACAGUUGUCGCAGGAGCUCCCAGAGCAAAUCACAGUGGAGCUGUGGUGCUGCUUAAAAAAGGCCCAGGAAUAAGCAAUAUACUGCUAGAGGAGUACACUCUGGAAGGAGAAGGACUGGCCUCAUCUUUUGGCUAUGAUCUUGCUGUGCUGGAUCUCAACAGGGAUGGUUGGGAGGACAUAGUGGUGGGAGCACCUCAGUUCUUUGUGAAGGAUGGGGAAAUUGGAGGAGCCAUCUAUGUCUACAUCAACAAAAAUGGAAAAUGGGACCAGGUCACUCCCAUGAGGAUAAAUGGACCAAAGGACUCAAUGUUUGGUUUGGCCGUGGAAAACCUGGGAGACAUCAAUCAGGAUGGCUACCACGACUUUGCAGUGGGAGCUCCUUAUAAAGAUAACGGACAAGUUUAUAUUUACAGCGGGUCUGCCACCGGAGUCCUCUCUGUAGACAAUCCACAGGUGAUCUCCGGAAAGCCUUUUGGAGUUAAGCUGUUUGGAUACUCCUUAGCAGGCAACAUGGAUCUGGAUAAGAACUCUUAUCCAGAUCUAGCAGUUGGAUCUCUCUCAGAUGCUGUCUUUGUUUUCAGAGCCCGGCCCGUUGUUAGCAUCAAAAAGGAAGUCACGUUCUCACCAGAUCAAAUCAACCUUGCAGACAAGAAUUGUGGUAAAGCUUUUUGCAUGGAUGUGAUAGCAUGUUUCACCUAUACUGCCAACCAAAAGAGCUACACCCCCAAACUCACUGUGUCGUACACUCUUGAGGCAGACGCUGACCUCAAGAAGAAAGGCCUUAAACCCAGAGCAACUUUCACACAUUCCUCUGAGUUUGAAAGUAGCUCUCAGUCCACGGGUACCAUCAGCAUGAACAGACAAGGACAGAAAGAGUGCAUUACCCAGAAACUUGCUAUACAGGAAAACAUUCGAGAUAAACUACAAGGGAUUCCUGUGGAUGUGUCUGUGAGGAUCCAGCAGGACGCUAAACGCAGAAGACGACAGAGCUCCUCUACUACUCUGACACCUGUGCUGGAUGAAAUCAAACCAACUAGAGCAAUAGUUGAGUUCCUAAAGGAGGGCUGUGGUCAGGACAAGGAGUGUGAGAGCAACCUGAAGAUGAAUUAUCUCUUUGGCUACAGGUCAACUACGGAAGAUGAUUUCACUGAAUUAGAACAGGAGGAUAAACUUCCAGUGAUCUCACUGAGUAAUCAAAAGGACGUCGCUCUGGAAGUGACGGUGACCAAUCAAAAGGGAGACGAUGCGCACGAGGCCUCCUUGACUGCCAUCUUUCCCAGCUCCCUGACCUACUCGACCUAUCGAGUUGCAUCUAAAGAAAGUCCUGUCACCUGUGUAUCCAAUAAGGAGGGUUCUCGGGCCGACUGUGAAUUAGGGAACCCCUUCAUGGGUAAUGCAGAGACAAAAUUCUACAUUUUUUUCAGCAUAGCUGGCAUCUCUUUCAACGUAUCUGAAGUGGAGAUUAAACUCAUGCUAAAUACGACAAGUAAGCAGUCAAAACCAAUUGUCAAAGCAAUGGCAAAGGUGGCUGUCAUGCUGCAGCUGUCUUUAUUGGGUCAAGCCAGUCCAUCACAGGUCCACUAUGCAGGAGAAGUUCAAGGUGAGGCGGCCAUGAUCUCUGAGAGCGACAUCGGCAGCGCCAUCACUCAUCAGUUCCAAAUUAUCAACCUGGGAAAGCGCUUAACAGAUUUUGCCACUGCCACGCUUGAGGUUGACUGGCCAAAGGAAACGGAGCAAGGAAAGUGGUUACUGUACCUGAUGAAGAUCAGCUCCACAGGAGUGAAUCAGAUGAAGUGCACUCCCUCAGAAGAGAUCAACCCUCUUAAGAAAAAAUCUGAAACAACCAGUAUGGGAAGAGCAGCAGCAAAAACCAAAAGUGCCACUGAAGGCAUCCUGUCCCGUUUAAGAGACACUAAGAAAAUCACAACUCUGUCCUGUAAUAAAGGUGCAAAAUGUGUGAAGAUAAAGUGCCCCCUGGGGGGCUUGGAUGGUAAUGCAAUCAUCAAUUUCAGCUCACGCCUUUGGAACGCUACUUUCCUGGAGGAUUACUCAGACUUUCGUUUUGUGGAGGUCAUUUUAACGGCCCACCUUCGUGUUGACAGCACAAGCAAGAACACGGUGCUCCAGGACGCUGAAAAACAGGUGGCACUGACUGUUUUUCCUGAGAGACCUGUAGCUAGCUCAACUUUUGGUGGAGUGCCAUGGUGGAUCAUCGUGCUGUCUGUCCUGUUAGGGCUCCUGCUGUUGGCUUUGUUGAUUUUCCUUCUCUGGAAGUGUGGGUUUUUUGAACGUGCCAAAUAUGAAGACCAGGUCCCCAGUUAUAAUGCUAUCCGGAUCAGACGAGAGGAGAGGGGGAGGAGUCCUGGAAACGCUAACUGGGGAAACCUGGAAAGGAAGCCAUGGAUGACAACCUGGCAUGACAACGGACACUAUUCUUAACAGCCAAUGAAAUCUGACUGCCUGUAGUUACUUUUGCUCAUUGAUGAACCACCUCCUUUGCUUUUUUUUUUUCUUUGAAGCACUUGAGAACAAAUUUGGAUUUUUUUUACUACAAACUACAUGACCUUCUUCUCUUCUAAUGGGGCUGCGGGGGAGACACUCCUGCUAAACUAUCACUAAAGCAGCUGCAGCUUGUUAGAAGAUUUCAGUGCUGAUGAGGGGCUUGGCAGGUCAAACUGUUUUGUACAUUUGAAUGUUCUGAAUUGUUUCUAUUUAUUCUUGUAAGGAAUAUUUUUUUGUUACUCGCCCUUAAAAAGGCCAAAGACGUGCAACGUAUACACUGGUGAUUUAUCUGAAAGUUUUCCCCACUGUUUUUAUUUUUUUGAUGUGCCUUAAUAAUCUCUGCACUUUGUGCCUCAGUUUGUAUAUGUCGUCAUCUACAGGUCAUUGUACGGAAGCCGAAAACGGCCUGCCUUACUUUUUUUUUUUGAUUGUUUUCUCAUGAUAACGAGAUAAUAUAUCGUUAUCACGAGAAAACAAAGUUUGUUUUCUCGUUAUAACGAGAUAAUCAAGAACGGAGAAUGAAGCGUCUCCCUCCAUCUCUCAGAGACACGGAGACUUCACCCGAUCCCCUUAGAUUCCCCCAAAACUCCGAACAAACAUCGAUAGACAGUGAGCUGCAGAGCGUGUCUGCAUGGUGCGUUCACUGAGAUCCGGACAUAAGCAGCAAAACAAAGCAGUUUAUCAGAGAGAACGUUGAAUAUCAGCAAUGAUCCAUGUAUAAUCAAUUAAUUAAGUAGUGUCGAAUUUUUUUCUGAAAAACUGCUUUGUUUCCCCGAGGUUACAUAAAAAUAACAAAACCAUAGUAGCGGAUUGAGUUGGGCUGAGUAGCUCUUUUGGUCUGCUAAUGUCCGGAGUUCAUUGAACAUAUCAUGCGGAGAUUCUUGGCUGCGCUGUGAUCUGUGGGAAAUAAGGGAUGAGGGCUGAUGGAUAAGACGGAUUGAAGGCGUUUGAGGAGUGUAGACCCACUAAUAAAAUAUUAAAAGAAAAUAGACUAAAAACAACUUUUCUUGAGUGUCCUGUUUUUCUUGUUAACCACAAAAUAAAUAGACUUAAAGCUGAAGUUUUUUCUUCUCCGUGCGGAAAGGGAGUGUGGGACUCUUCCUUCUUCAUUAUUAGUUACCUCGUUAUCACGAGAAAACGAUCCAAAAAAAAAAAAAAAAAGUAAGGCAGGCCGUUUUCGGCUUCCGUAUCAUUGACUUAUGUUGUAAAUAUAAAGCAAAAGUCAUUGUUUGA